Molecule: messenger RNA, 1917 nt
Organism: Exserohilum turcica Et28A
Lineage: Eukaryota; Fungi; Ascomycota; Dothideomycetes; Pleosporales; Pleosporaceae
Exons: 2
Coding region: 22-1449 (475 amino acids)
Biological process (GO): cytoskeleton-dependent cytokinesis
Cellular component (GO): cell division site; cytosol; microtubule cytoskeleton
Molecular function (GO): molecular adaptor activity; GTPase activity; GTP binding
Source: RefSeq, a predicted model, not a curated record
CUCAACUUCAGCCGGCCCUCGAUGGACACGUCCCGCCUGGCCCGCCAGCCCAGCCAGCCCAGCCCUGGAGUCAUGUCCCCCGCUGUCGGCAUGACGCCUGGCUCGUUUGUCGACCAAGACCCGUACCCCAGGAUCGAGAGCAUGACCAACCGCGGCCGCUAUAGCUACGCCAGCAGCCACGUCAGCACCGUCAACAGCCCUCGCCGUGUGCGCAGGAGGAAGGACCCCACGCCCUUCAAUAUCCUCGUCGUUGGCUCCAAGGGCUCGGGCAAGUCUGCCUUUAUCGAGUUCCUGCGCACUGCACUCGCGCUGCCCGCUCGUAAGCGCCCAACCACGCCCUCUCCACCUGCCACUGCCGUGGGCAGCAAUGAAUCGCCGUUUACUUCCGAGUUCCUCGAGACCGAAGUAGACGGCGAGCGAGUGGGCGUCACCCUGUGGGACUCGGAGGGCCUGGAGAAGAACAUUGUCGACUUCCAGCUGCCCCUCAUCACGGCCUUUCUCGAGUCCAAGUUUGAGGACACGUUUAGUGAAGAGCAAAAGGUUGUUCGAUCUCCGGGCGUCAAGGAUACGCACAUUCACUGUGUGUUCCUCAUCCUGGACCCCGCCCGUUUGGACCAGAACAUUGCCGAGUCGCGCAAAAGGUCCAAGGUCGUCAAUGCUGGCAGUGCCAUUUUCGGGGGCUUGGACAAGAACCUGGAUCUCAAUGUGCUCCGUGAGCUGCAGUCGAGGACAACUGUGAUUCCAGUCAUUAGCAAAGCAGACACCAUUACCGGCGCCCACAUGCGCUAUCUCAAGAAGACGGUGUGGGAUACCAUCAAGCGUGCCAAACUGGAUCCACUCGAGGCUCUGAACCUCGACUUGGGCGACGACGAUGACGACCUGCUAGACGAGCGUGACGAGGAUGAGUACGGACAGUCUGACGACGAGGACAAAUCCGAGGUGCUCAACAAGAUUCUGGAACGAUCGUCGUCCGAGGCCGCUCGCUCGAUUGCCUCGUCCAACGAGUCGGACAAGUCCUCUUCUCCGACAUCGCCGCCAAGUGUUCAAAAGAACCACAGCCGCAAGGCGUCUGCCAUUGCUACGUCGAUUCACAGCGAAGACGCCGAGUCUCCCUUCCUGCCGCUGAGCAUCAUCUCGCCGGACCCUUACGAGCCCGAGGUGGUUGGACGUAGAUUCCCCUGGGGAUUUGCUGACCCGUACAACCCAGAGCACUGUGACUUUGUCAAGCUUCGGGAGAGCGUCUUCAGCGACUGGCGAGCUGAGCUCCGUGAGGCUAGCCGUGAGCAGUGGUACGAAAACUGGAGGACCACCCGUCUCGAGAAGGGCAGACGACGGGUCGUGACUGCAGAUGGACCCGCUUCCAGACAACUUUCCGUUCCCACCACCAACGGCCGCGCAGUCAGCGCGGGAUCCCGCGACUACGUUCCAUACCGGCCCAGUGCCUUUUAGCCACGUAUCUGCGCUGGUAUGUCCUGGAUGACAAAGUCGCCCAUUCCGCCAUUCUUCAAGCAACAUCUAUCGGACAGUGCAUAUUCGAGCCAGCCAGCCGCAUCAAGCUUUUCGAAUAUCUUGCACUUUAGCACUAUUGCCUUGGACAUGGUACAUGUAUACGCUCGAAGCGUUUUUCCUAUGUCGACAUGUACCUGAUACUCUUUUGUCUUUUUACCUUUUGUCAUUGCUGGUUUCGAUAUUGCGCAUACCCAUUUUCUGCUGUUUUUGUAUUCAUCCGAUUCAAGCUUUUCGGUCACUGUCCAUUCUUGCACAAGGAUGCCAGUGGCCAGGUUUCGACGCUGAGCGUAGUUUUAUGGAGGUUUGAGCAGUGCCAAGGUACUUGCAAAGUCUAUUUAGCGACCAAUUCUGUCACGAGAGCAUUUGGACAAGGUUUGAGAGGAGGUUUGAGGAAAUGUAAAAACUUUU